Molecule: messenger RNA, 1302 nt
Organism: Epithele typhae
Lineage: Eukaryota; Fungi; Basidiomycota; Agaricomycetes; Polyporales; Epitheliaceae
Product: phosphoglycerate mutase-like protein
Exons: 7
Coding region: 1-1302 (433 amino acids)
Biological process (GO): dephosphorylation
Molecular function (GO): phosphatase activity
Source: RefSeq, a predicted model, not a curated record
AUGUCUCACCACCAGGUUCUCGGCACUGUCGUCAUCGCCCGCAACGGUGACCGCACGGAAUGCUACCAACACCCCGUCACCCAGAAGCCGGGCAUGACUCAGAGCACGCCUCUCGGAGAGAUGCAAGCCUACCAGCUCGGACAGUACCUCCGCCGGAUGUACCUCAGCCCGUCCUCUGAGUCGCACAUCCGCGGCAUCCACGCCGACCUCGUCGAUCUCUCUGAGGUCGCUGUCCGCGUCAAGGUCGGCGGCGAAGGCGCUGCAGUGUUCGACUCCGCGACGGCGCUCCUUCAGGGCCUGUUCCCGCCCAACCCGGCGAACCGCAUCACUCUCGCCAACGAGACGACCAUCGUCGCUCCCCUGAACGGGUACCAGUACGUUCCCGUCGAGACUGUUGAGGCGAGCAACGACCGCUCGCUCGAGCCAUGGACUGGUUGUCCGGCGUUUGAGAAGCACGUGCAGAAGGUCAUGGGCUCCUCCGAGUUUAAGGACGUCGCGAAGAAGGCGCAGCCCUUCUUCAACUCCCUGAGGGACUUCGUCCUGGGCCAGGAGCUCUCGCUUGAGAACAUGUACAAUGUCUGGGACAUUGUGCAGUCGGAGCUCGUCCACAACAAGACGUACGCGCACCGUCUCCCGCCGACUUUCAUCGAGCAGGCGCGAGGCCUCGCGGACUUCCGUGAGAGCGCAGUGUUUUCUGAUCCCUCCAUGGGUGGCAUCGGCAACAUCGCAAGUCGCACGGCUUUGAGCUCGGUUCUCAAGGCCCUCCAGCGCAUCGCCUUCAACGGCGACCCGCUCCAGCUUAUGAUCAUCGAGACCACCUACCAGCCCUUCAUCUCCUUCUUCCACCAGACCGAAAUAGUCAAGACACACCCUGAGCUCAAGGCAAUGCCCGACUUCGGCUCCGCGAUCGCUAUCGAGCUCCGCCGUGCGCCACCCCCCGACGCGCGCGACUUUCUGCGCUUCAAGUUCCGCAACGGCACGAACGAGGACUUCCAGACCGUGCACGUCUUCAAGCACCGCGAGGACAUUCCGCUCACCGAGUUCAUCUACCGCCUCGAGAACUCGGUCAUCAACUCGAACCGCGAGUGGGCCAAGGCAUGCUCCGUGUCCUCGAUCGAGGAUGCCGUCGACACCACCCGCGAGGCGUUCGGCCUGCCCGACACUGCGACGACGGGCAGCAAGGCCACCGACGCGCUCAUCGGGGUCGCAAUGGCGUUCGUCGUGCUGUGCGCGAUGUUCUUCGCCACCAAGGUCGUCCGCCGCCGUGGCGCGGUCCGCCUGUCUGGUCCCGAGGUAUAUUGA